Molecule: messenger RNA, 978 nt
Organism: Procambarus clarkii (red swamp crayfish)
Lineage: Eukaryota; Metazoa; Arthropoda; Malacostraca; Decapoda; Cambaridae
Source: RefSeq, a predicted model, not a curated record
AUGAUAUUUUCCUCUUUCUGUGACACCUUGAGUGGACACUUCAGUUACUCCAAUGUUGCUGGCAACCAGCCAGCAACAUUGCAGCAACCAGGAAGCAACAUUGGAGCAACCAGCCAGCAACAUUGGAGCAACCAGCCAGCAACAUUGCAGCAACCAGCCAGCAACAUUUGGAGCAACCAGCCAGCAACAUUGGAGCAACCAGCCAGCAACAUUUGGAGCAACCAGCCAGCAACAUUGCAGCAACCAGCCAGCAACAUUUGGAGCAACCAGCCAGCAACAUUGCAGCAACCAGCCAGCAACAUUGGAGCAACCAGCCAGCAACAUUGCAGCAACCAGCCAGCAACAUUUGGAGCAACCAGCCAGCAACAUUGGAGCAACCAGCCAGCAACAUUGGAGCAACCAGCCAGCAACAUUGGAGCAACCAGCCAGCAACAUUUGGAGCAACCAGCCAGCAACAUUGCAGCAACCAGCCAGCAACAUUUGGAGCAACCAGCCAGCAACAUUGCAGCAACCAGCCAGCAACAUUGCAGCAACCAGCCAACAACAUUGGAGCAACCAGCCAGCAACAUUUGGAGCAACCAGUCAGCAACAUUUGGAGCAACCAGCCAGCAACAUUGCAGCAACCAGCCAGCAACAUUGCAGCAACCAGCCAGCAACAUUGGAGCAACCAGCCAGCAACAUUUGGAGCAACCAGCCAGCAACAUUGGAGCAACCAGCCAGCAACAUUUGGAGCAACCAGCCAGCAACAUUGGAGCAACCAGCCAACAACAUUGGAGCAACCAGCCAGCAACAUUGGAGCAACCAGCCAGCAACAUUGCAGCAACCAGGCAGCAACAUUGGAGCAACCAGCCAACAACAUUGGAGCAACCAGCCAACAACAUUGGAGCAACCAGCCAGCAACAUUGCAGCAACCAGCCAGCAACAUGGUCAGUAGUGCAGUUACUGGAGAAAGGUGUGAAGGCCGUGAUCAGUCAAUAG